This is a messenger RNA of Pocillopora verrucosa, 4027 nucleotides long. RefSeq names its product zinc finger protein 667. Gene Ontology annotation, biological process: positive regulation of DNA-templated transcription; regulation of transcription by RNA polymerase II; epidermal cell differentiation. The record is from RefSeq and is a predicted model, not a curated record. Lineage: Eukaryota; Metazoa; Cnidaria; Anthozoa; Scleractinia; Pocilloporidae. Gene Ontology annotation, cellular component: nucleus. Gene Ontology annotation, molecular function: DNA-binding transcription factor activity, RNA polymerase II-specific; RNA polymerase II cis-regulatory region sequence-specific DNA binding.
CGAUUGUCACGAAAAUUGUGGAGAGUUAUCUUCAUCACAUACUACCACGGUUAGAAUUAGAAUUUUCGUUCAAGUUUUAGUAGACGUUUGCAAGCUUUAAUCUGAACGCGCACUUCCAGGUUUAUUUUGAAACGCCAGAUUGCUCCUGCGCGUGCGCAAAUCGUAAGGAUAUCAGUUACGCGUUGUUAAUGGUGAUACCUGAUGGGGGUUUGUGAGUCUCAGAGACGCAAAUGGAGACAGGGCUAAUCGGUUGAUAACGUCAUUUGAGGCAAGGAGGGAGGGAUUCCUCCUUAAGUUGCCUUAAAGCUCGAUGAGCAGUGGAGUUGGUUUGAAGAGAAAGAACGCGUCCGAGUCUAGAGGAUAUGCCAAAAUCCUUUCUUGUGAAAAAAGCCUCUCGCAACAAGAGGAAGUUAGCCGAGGAUAUACACCAGGAAAAUGAGGAGUUAUCAGACAUCGCUGAGGAAGCAGAGAAACAGACAAAUCCGGGCUCAUCAGCCACCGGCGAUGUGGCCAUCCAGUGCAAUUUGGAAGCCAACGCGGACUCUUACAUUCCCCGCACCAAUAACGGGAGGAAUCAGCCGGUGCCUUUUCCCGCGCUCGACACGCGCGGAUUACACACGCUUGCUGAGCUGUGCUUACGACGGGCAGACUACGAGUUUUGUACCCAGAACGUUACUGUAGACCACAGGAAGAUCAAUGAUGGCGACGUGCAUGAAACUGAAUUAAACGAAAGCGAGACUUUUAAGGAACCUCGUAAAGUGCAUGACACGAAGUUUAAACGACGUGUAAGCGACAGUUUAACAAGUGUAAAAAGAGAACAGGUCAACGUUGAGGAAAAUGAAACAGCCGAAGAAAAAUGCGAGGAUCUAAAGGAGAGAAAGAGUAAAGCCAUGAGACGUUCGAUAAAUCCCGUGAAUGAAAACAACUCAACAAGACUCCACAAACUUGAGGAGGAGCUGGAAAAAAUGCUACAGGGCAAAGAAGAAAUCAUUGGACGAGAAAUCAGAGAUUUUAUGGAAAACAACAAGGCUUUGGAAAAAGAACUGAUUGAGGAGACUGGCGUGUCGCAGAUAGAGAUUACAAAAUACCUGCAAGAAAGCGUCCAUUUGAAAGAAGACAAACGAACAAAAUUGUUCAGGUGGUAUCUUGAGAAGAAGCUUAGCAGAGUGGAAUCGGACGACGAGAGUUACACGUGCUACAAAUGCGGCAAGAUCUUUGCAUACGAGAGUUACCUAGAGCGUCAUGUUAAGUACGUUUGUCCUGACAAGACUGGUCGCACAUGGAAGUGUUCUUACUGCAGUAAAGCAUUUCAAUACCCUUGUUACUUGAGGAGGCACAUGAGAUCACACACAGGCGAGAGUCCUUACAAAUGCACGCAGUGUUCUCGAGCAUUUGUUCGUUCUACAGACCUUCAAAGACAUUUGAGAAAUCACACCGGUGAAAAGCCGUACAAAUGUCAAGAGUGCUCGAGGGCAUUUGCACGCUCCACGGACCUAAAGCGACACAUGCGAACUCACACAGGAGAGAAACCCUACAAAUGCUGGCAAUGUUCCAAAGCGUUCUCUCAGUCUGGGAGUUUGCAAACCCAUUUACAUACGCAUUAUAAGGAGUCUUUGCAAAUGAAGGGAGUUAUACCGGAAAAAACGAAAAGAACUUAAAAGUGGCGCAGAAGCGUCGCAAUUUUGUCGCGAGGAGCGGAUAACGGAGGGUUAGCAAGCAGAGAAGCAUUUGCUGUUUAAUCAGUUGCAUAAGACCAAAAUAUCAGACCUUUCAGGCAACAAGCGCGAUAUUGCCCAGUAUGUGCGCUUCGUCAAUUGAAGGAUCCAUGUUCGAGCUAUCGGUAUAUUUCUCUCUGCAUCAGAAAGAUCAAUCUUUUUGACUUUGUUUUGAGUCACAUUUUGCUGAUGAAUCCAUGCAUGCUGAAACAGUUCUGGAAGACAACUCUAAGAAUCUUCAAGUUUGAUAAAGAUUCACUUUUGCUUUAAACGCUGAACGAGCUUUACCCAAAGAAACUGCAGACUUUAAGACGCAUGGGAGGUUCAAACCUUCUAGGUGGAUUAAUGCUCAUCAAAAACAGUGCAUUUGUGUUUUACUCAAAUGGUUUAAUACUUGAUAACUUGAUUUCUGCAAGAAAAUGAGUGUCAUUACGCAGUAUUAUAUCGAAGGCUGGACUUAACUGGCAAGGAAGAAGUUAAAGUGAAAUUGGAGAAAGCAUUGACGGUUUUACCGAAGAGGAAAUUGCUCUCCGAUAGUUUCUGUUUCUAUCUGCUUUUUUUACGUUGCUUUUUUACAUCGCUCGAGAUGGACGCUGAUAACACAAAAACAAAAGGCUUAAAGAAAAAAAAAUGAAAAGCGCAUGUAUAUUUUUGGAAUUUUUGCAAGGGUAAAAUAUUUAGUUUUGUGUAUACUUUUGCUCGGGAAACUAUUUUUAUUUGCUUUGCUUAACUUUUGAAGAAAGUGAAGGAUCUACUUGUAUAGCUCUCAAAAAGGUUUCUACCAAAAUUUAAGGUGUUGAUCCGAUCUUUGUCACACGGAGUCUACAAUGUAAACGAAAAAUCAACAAUAGCUUCGCAUAAACAUCCACCAUCGCAUUGGGUAAAGAAUGUCGACAACAUUUCAAAAAAAUGUAGAUUUCAGAGAGUAAAACCACAGUCUUCAAGACUGUUGUACAAGAAGGUAAGGCUUGUUUUGGAACUGAAAAACCAAAAGAUCUCUUUACAUUGUCGACUUCAGAAUUCCGCCAUGAUAUCACUAAACUCGUUGCAUUGGCAAAUUUUUCAGUAGCCACUCUAAAUCAACUACUUUGUCAGUCACAUUCUGGAAGAAACGUGAUUUGGUGUAAAGGUUGCUAAAUUUUACUAGAGACCUUCUAUAGAUGUUGACAUCCAAAAUACUCGCCAGUUUUCUCCGGGAUCUCCUCUCAUUUUGCACAGUUAAAAUUAAGGAAGUUGGGGAUUAUUGUAAUAACCGAGCAACUGCACAUCUACCCCUCCCUUAACUCAGCAACAGUGAACUGAGAACAAGGUAGGGUUGAUGUUGAAUUAGAAGGGGGGAGGGGAGGGGGUAGGUGCGCCUUUGCUCAAUACUGAAAUUGAUCCCAAGUUGGUUCGUAGUAAUCUCGUCCCCAGAUCCUAUCGUUUAAUUGUAACUAAAAUGGACGAGGAAGAUCUGGGUAUGAGACUAGGUUCGUGGCAAUGACGAAACUUCGAUUCUACGUUUUUCCCAUUUUCUGUUCAGCUAUGUUUGUUUCUCUUCAAAUAAGGUUAUGCGCGAAAUUCUUUCAAUGCAGCAGAGUCCCAAAGAAUUUUGUCGAAUGUUGUAGAUAGCUUCAUCAUGAAUUGAUUUAUUUUGUAACUUUCCUGUACAUAUGUUGCGAAAUAGAAAUCACUUUCUGGUAUCAUAAGCUCAUUAAUUGAGUUAUAUUUUUGCUAUUCAGCUUUUAUCAAUAGCUGGUGUAUAUAGAGCAUUAUAGCUUAUUUAAGCUUCAAUUUUUUUUGUUCUGUGAUUGGUCGAUUGUAAUUCUAGUUUUCAAUUUAUAGUACAUGAUAAUCAUGCCUACUUACUUUCAUCGGGAAAAAUAAGACAACAUUUGUUAGUUCUAUCGAAACGUUAAGUUUGUUACUGCCUUCUUUGACAAAGCCAAUUCAUUUUUGCGAUCAGUUUGAUUUCUGACGUAUCAAAAUAAAGCUGGCUACUUACCAAAUACUUUUUUUUCAAUGAAAAUUGAGUCUAAACAUAUAUUUUUUCGAAAUUAUAUAUCGCUGGAGUAGUUUAAUUCUCUUUUCCAUUAAAAGAAAAGACUAUUUUACCCGUGUGUCUGUCAACUCUUGUUCUGUAUAAAAUUGUUAUCAUAGCUUACAAGAUAAUAAUUUCAAUAUUCUGCGCAACCUAGUUUCCAGGGUCUCUGUUCUUUCCUAUUGCGGGACCGCGUGGGCAUGUAGAAGAGAGACAUUGAAACGAGGUUGCAUCCUGGAGGUACAAUGUGUGUUCAUUUAAGAACAGAUACUUUAACACGAGCUGGUCUCAA